UGUUCUCUCCUCCUUCUCUGUGUUUCCUCGCUUGAUGAUGGGAAUCAGCUUUUCCUCCUUGCUUCCGGACCUGAAUGGAUCUCCGAUUGUGCCCUCGAAACCUCUUUGGGUGAUUUGCCUGAGAGCUGCGUGGCUUUGAUUCUCGAAUAUAUGAAUCCCCCGCAGAUUUGUGAAUUGGCUAGGUUGAAUCGGACUUUCCGUGGGGCGUCCUGGGCCGAUUUUGUGUGGCAAUCGAAGUUGCCUCCCAAUUGUGAUCUUCUUGUUAAGAAAAAUUUCGAUGAUUUUCAGAGCGAUUCGGGCGGCAAGAGAGGGAUUUACGCUCGGUUGUGCCGAAAGAAUACUCUUGAUGGAGGCUCUAAGGGAUUGAUGAUCGAAGAUAUUGGAAUCAUAUCCCGACUGAAGACUUCGGUGAGAUUCUUCAGCUGUCGUUAUCUUAGGUAUUAUAAAAUUUUUGUAGCUACGGGAACAAUUCUAUUUCUUAUCACGUUCCACACUGUUGCAUAUCUUCGGCAAAUCUGGUGGUUUGAAGUUGAUGGUGAGGUAGAGUUUCCAUUUCCAGCAGGAACAUACAGCCUAUUCUUCAGACUACAUUUGGGACGAGCCUCGAAGCGACUUGGCCGAACAGUUUGCAACACUGAGCAUGUUCAUGGCUGGGACAUAAAGCCUGUACGAUUCCAGCUAUGGACUUCAUAUGGACAGUACGGUUCAUCUCAGUGUUUCCUGAAAGAGCCUGGGAAAUGGGUUUUUUACCAUGCAGGCGAUUUUGUGGUUAAGAAUGGGAAUGCAUCGACAAGAGUUAAGUUCUCUAUGACUCAGAUUGAUUGCACCCACACCAAAGGUGGUCUGUGUUUAGAUUCUGCGCUGAUAUAUCCAAGUGAGCUUAGAAAGGUUAAAGCAUUUUUAAACUGUUCUUAACCAUCUGAGUAGGAAUUCGAAUGUAAGUGUAUGAUAGAUGUGUCAAAUAGGAGAUUAGGGCGGCUUAAGGAGGGAUAGAGAAUCGAGUUUUAGAAUGGUUCUUACUAGGUGUUUACAGGAGGUGAUGUAAAAUCUACCAGUUUAGUGAAGUAAUGGUGCCUGAUGUUUAUGGUUCUGGUCUCGAGCUGUUAUUAUUUUAUCAGUUCAUCUUCAUGAAUCUUUAUUGAUAUUUUGCGUUAUCUUAAUAUUCAGGCGUCAUUAUCUACUUUAAA
Molecule: messenger RNA, 1187 nt
Organism: Prosopis cineraria
Lineage: Eukaryota; Viridiplantae; Streptophyta; Magnoliopsida; Fabales; Fabaceae
Product: F-box protein PP2-A12-like
Exons: 3
Molecular function (GO): protein binding
Source: RefSeq, a predicted model, not a curated record